Molecule: messenger RNA, 1453 nt
Organism: Arabidopsis lyrata subsp. lyrata
Lineage: Eukaryota; Viridiplantae; Streptophyta; Magnoliopsida; Brassicales; Brassicaceae
Exons: 2
Coding region: 766-1266 (166 amino acids)
Source: RefSeq, a predicted model, not a curated record
CCAUCCGAUAAAAAGCCCACUCUGUUUAUACUUGGCCCAAAAUAAACAGGCCUAAUCUCUGUCUUGUUCCUUUAUUUAUUAGGCACAAACAAACCCCAACGAAGUCUCCACAUCUAAUUGCUUCCAUUUUGUCAGCUUGAUAUCUAAAAGUGUGAUGAAAUCUAUAAUAAUAUUACUUUCUCCGUUUAUAAAUAAGUGUCGUUUAAGCAAUGAUGUUUUGAUAUUUUCCUAUAAUGAGCUGAAACUACUUUUUGACCAAUUAUGAGCGAACCAAAGUGGCGUCUUCGCAUCACGACGACACAGGAUAAACAAUGUUCAACGGAACUUCCAAGCACAUGAUUGACAACCUUGGUCCUUUGACUGCACGUUACCAUAUGAUGAUAUUAAUUAGAAACAUUUUGUGCCCAUCAUUGUCGAGAUAUCACUGAGUUAGUAUAUUUGAUGGUAAGCAAUAAAACAAGAAAUAACAGAGGACAAAUGGAUAGUUUCUCACGUGCCUCCAUGUGAUCUUUUACUCCUUGAAGAUACGAAGAUCAACAACAUCUUGCCAAUGAACGAUAAUCUAUACAUAACACCUUUUUUUAUAGAAUCUUUUGGUCAAAUAUUCGUAUAUAGAAUAUAGUCAUAUAGAUCAAGCUUGAUGGAUCUAUGAGUUGGACAUUAAUCAUCUCAUUCCAACUUCCUAUAUAUAUAACCCGAAUUCUUAGAUCUUUCAUUCUAUAUGCAAAAUUGAGUAUUUAUAAAGGGUCGGUGUAAAAAACAUAAAUGGCACGUUUAGAAAUGCACAACUCCAUGAAUGGUGCUGCAAGAAUCUCAUUCUCUAACGAGUUUGUCGAGAUCAGAUCGGAGAAGAGUAAUGCUAAGACCAACAACAUGAACUCAAGAAGCUCUUUCUCCAUGCCCUCUGCUGAUUUCGCUUUCUCAGUCACCGAUUACUCGAUGAUUCCCGCCGAUGAAAUCUUUCUCAAAGGAAAGAUUUUACCUUUGAAGGAGACCAGUCACGUCCAUAGGACCUUAGGAGAAGAGCUUCUUAUUGAAGAAGAGGGUUCUGUUGUUGAUGGCAAGAACUUCUCCCUCAGGCCAAUAUUGUUGUCUUCUUCAUCCUUUUCCACAAAGGGCACGUGGAGAGAGCUAUUGGGCCUUAAGAGGACCCAUUGUAGAUCUAAGAAGACUGAUAAAGUCAAUGAGGAAGUGUUAACUCAAGAUCACAAAAUAAUCUCAGGAAGUGUUGCGACGAGGGAGUGUCAAGUUGCAGAUACAAGAUGAACAAAUUAAUUUAGAUUAUUUAUGAUAAUCUAGAUUGACUGUAUCUAAAUGUUCAUUGGACAAAGAUGGUUCCAACAACUCUUUUCGGCUCACAUGUUUUGUUGUUCUUGUAAGUUUUUGUUUUGUUUGUGGAAUCAAUAAUUUUGUGGAACAUCUCUAUUUUAAUGCCAGUGAAGAUUUGUGUGUA